This is a messenger RNA of Trichomonas vaginalis G3, 449 nucleotides long. RefSeq names its product MULE transposase domain-containing protein. The annotation marks the transcript as partial. NCBI's taxonomy places the organism in Eukaryota, Parabasalia, Trichomonadida, Trichomonadidae. The record is from RefSeq and is a predicted model, not a curated record. The transcript has a single exon.
AUGACAGAACUUGCUGUUGGUACUGAUGAAAACCCAUUAAUUAAAGAUUCAUUGGUCAGGGAAGUUUAUAAUAAGUCCAGAAAAUUUUCUGUUGGAGAAAAAAUUACAGACGAUGAAAUUGCUAAUUUUUGUUUAAUAAAUGGCGAGCAGUUUUUCAUUGGCCAUGAUUUUCAAGCAAAUUGUGAGACGAUGUUUUUUGGUUUUGAGAAGGCAAUUCAAUUUGCAAAAGAAGCCACAGAUUUAUUUUGCGAUGGAACUUUUAAAAUUACACCAAAACAUUUUCAAAAAGGACAGAUGCUAACAAUUAUGAUUUGUGAACCUUCAACAAAUCAAUAUCUACCACUUUUAUUUAUAUUCAUGAAAAACCGCACAUUUGAAUCUUAUAAGAAGGCAUUUGAAUAUAUUUUUACUGUCAAGGGUAUUCAAUUUUCAAAGCUAAUUCAAAUUCA